GAUGAGGAGAAAGUAAAAGAGGAAGAGGAGGAGGAGAGCCCUGGAAAGAGAAGGAGGAACGUGAGAAACCAUCAUCCUCUCAGUACAAGUUGUGUUCGCGUGCACUAAUUGGACAAUCAAGGGGUCAGGGGUCAGAAGCAGAGAGGCUGUGUGCUUAUGAAGGGGAGAGGUCAUGAGUGAGAAGCUCACCAUGUUGAACCUACAGAGCAAUUCCAGCUGGACUGGAACACACAACUGGUACCAUCAACCAAACCCCCUCCCUCAUCACAGAGCAGAUGCUUGUUUGGUGGAGGAUGUAACCGUGGGGAUUGUGGGAGGAGAGGGCGUGCAGAGGGACGAGGUGGAUGAGUCUCAGCUCCACCUGCAGCUGAAGCGGAAGCUGCAGAGAAACCGCACCAGCUUCACCCAGGAACAGAUCGACGCGCUAGAGAAAGAAUUUGAGAGGACACACUACCCAGAUGUCUUUGCCAGAGAGAGACUGGCAGCCAAGAUAGACCUGCCAGAGGCUCGCAUUCAGGUGUGGUUCUCCAAUCGGAGAGCCAAAUGGAGAAGGGAGGAAAAGUUGCGCAAUCAGAAGAGGUCUGGGGGCGGGGCCUCCUGCUCUGCUCCUCUCAGACCCCUCUCUGCUCCUCUCAGCACCUCUUUCAGCUCCAGCGGCUAUCACUCUCACCAUGGCAACUCUUCAGGUUCGAUGCACAGUCGUGGUGACCCCUCUCUCUCAGGCUACGGCUCUCUGGCAGUCUUCUCCAACAUGCAGUGGAAGUGA
Messenger RNA from Osmerus eperlanus (European smelt), 766 nucleotides. It is a transcript of the gene pax10, whose product is annotated as paired box 10. The record is from RefSeq and is a predicted model, not a curated record. Lineage: Eukaryota; Metazoa; Chordata; Actinopteri; Osmeriformes; Osmeridae. Gene Ontology annotation, molecular function: DNA-binding transcription factor activity, RNA polymerase II-specific; RNA polymerase II cis-regulatory region sequence-specific DNA binding. Bases 173 to 766 code for a protein of 197 amino acids. The transcript is spliced from 7 exons. Gene Ontology annotation, biological process: anatomical structure development; regulation of transcription by RNA polymerase II.